AUGUCAAAACCACAGAGUGCUGUCGAUCAGUAUACGCAGCUCAGGAACCAACUAGCACAGAAGAUUACAAAAAAGCUGGAACUUGAGGCUCAGCUACAAGCUUUGGAAAGUACUAUAUACGAGAAAGAGAACGAGUACUUCAACGAGAGCACCUAUGGCAAUAUAGUAAAAGGAUUCGACAGUUUUUCAAAAUCUUCAGCCGGUGGCUCAAGUAAACGAAAGAUGGUGUACACGGAUGACGAUCACAUCUUCAGUCUCUCAUCUGCUACGUUUGUAAGAACUCUCAUGAAGAGACAAGGCACUGGUGCACCAGAUUACGAUGAUUACGAAGAUUCAGCAGAUCCUCCAGCAAAUGGAGCUGCAAAUGGAGGAAAAGACCACCCUAGCACCCCAGGUAGGAAAAAGAAGGGCCGUCUCGAAGAAGUCAAGUAA
Candidozyma auris is the source of this 432-nucleotide messenger RNA. It is a transcript of the gene EAF6, whose product is annotated as Eaf6p. The record is from RefSeq and is a predicted model, not a curated record. Bases 1 to 432 code for a protein of 143 amino acids. Lineage: Eukaryota; Fungi; Ascomycota; Pichiomycetes; Serinales; Metschnikowiaceae. The transcript has a single exon. Gene Ontology annotation, cellular component: NuA4 histone acetyltransferase complex.